Molecule: messenger RNA, 7331 nt
Organism: Stomoxys calcitrans (stable fly)
Lineage: Eukaryota; Metazoa; Arthropoda; Insecta; Diptera; Muscidae
Gene: Rab8
Product: ras-related protein Rab-8A
Exons: 5
Coding region: 304-927 (207 amino acids)
Biological process (GO): Golgi vesicle fusion to target membrane; regulation of exocytosis; cellular response to insulin stimulus
Cellular component (GO): endosome; plasma membrane; synaptic vesicle
Molecular function (GO): GTPase activity; GTP binding
Source: RefSeq, a predicted model, not a curated record
UUUGCCAGCUCUGCUUAAUAUCCCUAUAUUGUCAUCAGCGAGAGAUUUUUAACAAAUUUUAAUCGCAAAGAAAUAAAAUAAAAUCGUAGCUAAAAAAUUUAUACAUAAUUAUUCGGGUGAUACGCAACAUCAAAGACACAAAUAACGCACGUAAUUAAUAAUAAAACGCGAAAGUCGAGGAGAAAAAGUUUUAUAAGAUUAAGAUUUUCUUCUCUGAAUUGUAAGAAGAUAUAAAAGAAAGAAAAAAAAGAAGAAGAAAGAAAUAGAAAUCAAAUUAAUCGUUGAACAAGAAAAUAAUACACAAUGGCUAAGACAUACGAUUAUCUGUUUAAAUUGUUGCUAAUUGGUGACUCCGGUGUUGGAAAGACUUGCAUACUUUUUCGUUUCUCUGAAGAUGCAUUUAAUACAACAUUUAUAUCGACAAUAGGCAUAGACUUUAAAAUUAGAACUAUCGAAUUGGAUGGCAAAAAAAUAAAAUUACAAAUAUGGGACACUGCUGGCCAGGAGCGUUUCCGAACAAUUACCACCGCAUAUUACAGAGGCGCCAUGGGCAUUAUGUUAGUCUAUGAUAUAACUCAAGAGAAAUCCUUUGAGAAUAUUAAAAAUUGGAUACGUAACAUUGAAGAGAAUGCUUCUGCGGAUGUGGAGAAAAUGUUGCUGGGAAAUAAAUGUGAAUUAAAUGAAAAAAGACAGGUCUCGCGAGAACGAGGUGAACAAUUGGCUGUUGAGUACGGCAUAAAGUUCAUGGAAACCUCAGCCAAGGCCAGCAUAAAUGUCGAAGAGGCUUUCUUAACAUUAGCUAGUGAUAUCAAAGCAAAAAUGGAAAAACGAAUGGAAGCGAAUAAUCCUCCCAAAGGCGGUCAUCAAUUAAAACAAAACGACCAUAGAAAAGCAGAGAGUUGGUUGUCAAGGUGCAGUCUACUUUGACGAGGUAAAUACAACGAUGAAUGUAGUUUUCUAUCCUCUUGUUAGGUUUAACAAGAACUUAAACUCUUUUUUUUAUGUAAUAAUAAUAAAAAUAAUUAAAUAAUAAUAUUAAAAAUAUAAUUUAAAUAAUAAUGAAACGAAACGAUAAUAUAAUAUUAUAAGAAACAAAAAACAACCACACGUAACGAAAUAAACGGAUAUAAGCAACAAAAAGAAAAUAAUCAUAUUUAAUUAUAGAUGUUUAAACAAGAGUGUCGCAAUUUUACCGCUGAAUAGCUGAAUGAAAGAAAGCACGAAUUAAAUCUAAAACAAAAAAAAAAGAAAUCUUAAUGACAAAAUUCAGUUCAAUAAAAUAAAUUGAAAAGAAAUAAAACCUCACGACAAUGUGGUCAAUAUUAAAAUAAAUAAACUAUGCGCAUGUUUAUUAAAUAUUUAUAUAUGUAUAUUUGCAUAUAUAUAAAAAAUAAAAGAAAUGAACCAUUAUUAAUCAAAGAAAAAAAAAUACACAACAUUGCAAUUAAAAAAUAAAAAUAUUUAGAUCAAAUAUUAACAAUUGUACACAAGCAAAGAAAAAUCCAAUACAAUAAAUAAAAGAAUUCGGCUUCACUUAAGACAAGUACUCGUACAUUUUAGCAACAUUGAAAAGCUAACAAGGAUUUGAAAUUAAUGAAAUAACUUAGCAGCACUUUUUAUUUCAACUUCUCAGAAUACUCGUGGAAUAGAAAGGAAAACAAGAGGAAGAAAAAAUAUAAAUUUUUCAAUAAAUUUUGUAACGCCCCUUUUAUAGUCAAACCUCUUAACUUCUCUCAAUUCGACCAAGUCAAUGCUCAUUUACCAUCGGAUUUUUUAAAGUAUUUGGAAAUAAGGAAAAUAAUACAGGGUUAGGGCGAUUGUGGAAGUUGUCUUUUAAAAUUAUUAUAUUUUUGUAGAUCUAUAUUUUUGUUCAUUUAAAUUCUAAAAAAUCAGAACUCUUUGACUAAGGCGGCCCUUACACACAAGCGGAGCCUUGUGCUGUGUUAUUGCAGACUUCCACUAUUCCCUAAGAAAGUUCUGCAUGAAUAUGUUUCUGCGGUAUUUUGAAGCAUUUCCUUAUUUUUUAACCCCACCAUGGGUUUCUAAACGAAUUACAAUCCCAUGGCAGCCGGUUGUACGUACCGGAUUGACCCGAUGGAGUUAUCCAUCGGCAAGGGCUGCCGCCUCAGUGUACAACACACUGCUACAACAACAACAAACGAAUUACUUCAUUGGAUGUAAGGUGGAGCCUAGUUUAAGGUCCAUGUUGUUGCUGCUCCAUAGGUGUCUGAUCGCCUGGGGAACGCUAUUGUCAUUGGUUUUUUAAAGACGCUAAUACUUUGCUUUGUCACAUGGAGUAUCACUGGCACUUAGUAUUUAAGUAAAUGACGGUGCCGCCCGACCUCUCAUAGGCACUUUCAUACAAUACCGCCGAUUGUCCGUGACUGCAGUUGCAGAUACUCCAUUUAUAAAGCAUUCCACUAUCCGCAACCUGUGGACGCGCCCGGUAUAUGAACACCACACAAAACGGAGAUCAGAGUUGCAACCCAUGUGGUGCCGUUCAUUCUUCGGCUAUAAAGCGGAGGUCUCUUGUCAUUGAACUUUAAACUUGAAUCGGAAAGCAGUCAUUGAUAUGCUGUUCCGUAUUACGAUGUUCGUGGGCAAAAAUUGCACAUUUAAACCACUCAGAUGUGUGCUUAAACUUAUCAUUGAACUUAAACUUGAAUUGUGUGAGAAGUUUGCCCCUAUUCCUUAAUGGGAUAUUCAUGGCCAAAUUUGCAUGCGUAGGGGUGGGCAAGUGAGUUUUGAGUUGUCGUUUCUCAUGAUUUGUCAGCGAAAACUUAAUUCUGCGUGAUCUUAGCUGAAAAAAAUCCUAGUGCGUGAAAGCUCAGGACACAAAUCGCAAGUCACGAGAAAAUCUUGGCUCACGAAAUCAAUGCGUAGACACCUGUGCUUGUGAGAUCUUUUUUGGAAAAUUGCUCAUUUAGGAACAGGGGCAAACUUCUCACAUAUCAAUAAGUGCUGUCCGAUUCAAGUUUAAGCUCAAUGAUAAGGGGCCUUUUUAUAGCCGAGUCUGAACUGAGUGCCGCAGUGGGACACCUCUUUGGGGAGAAGUUUUUACACGGCAGAAUACUUCACAAAUAUCGCCACCAUUAGGAGGGGAUAACCACCGCUGAAAAGUUGUUGUUUCUAAUGUUCUCGCCAGGAUUCGAUGUGCUGACAUGCUAACCUCUGCGCUACGAUGGCCUCCACCUGUGCUCAUAACUACAGCAACAGCGUCCUCAUUUACCCAUUCGCUGCAUCGGUACCAUAUGGAAUGCUUGUAGGCUUUGCGCUUUAACAGACAAAAAAAAAUAUAGAAGUUUAACAUUUUAAUAUAAAUGCAAUUUUUCGACUAUAAAUAAAUGCUCGAAACAUCAUAGUUUUGAUCAUUCGGGUUCUUUUGCUAUUCAAGUCGCAUGACCAAAGUAAAAAAGUAGGAAUAGGGUAUCAUUAUUGAUUUUAUCCAAGGGCUUUUCUGAUUCUGGUGUAAGACGCAGCUGGUGUUGUUCCCGUAUUGUGUUUUAAGCCUAGUACUGACAUCUACUUUUUUCCCGAAUAACUAUUUCACUUCAAUUAAUUGCAAUCAACCCUGAUUUAAUGCUUGCUUUGUUGUUGUGUGUUGUUGUUUGAAUUUUGUUUGUCUUCUAGCGAAGAGUGAAGUCCAUCGGAUUUCGCAAUAAUUUAAUAGGCAUUUUCGCUCCGAAUGAAGUCAGUUCAAGGCUUUAAUUAGAUUUCUUGCUGCACCGUAUUAAAUACCUGCUUGAAAUCGUUAUUACAGAUUGUUCUACAAGCAAAUCUAAGACUGAUAACAUGGUCUGUAGCAGAGAAUGGUUUAAAUGCGAAUCCAUUCACAAUAAUAUUGCAUAUUGUCGUCAUCGCACACCGUAUCAAAACAACAACAUUUAGCGCAAUGCAACAAACAGAGAAUGUGAUGAAAAAUCUACAUUGCAUUGCACAUCUUUCGUUAAUCUCUUUCAACUAUACCAAUCCCAUGGCAAUCCCAUAAUUGUGGUGACAUUUUAAGGCGAACUAGCCAUGUCCGUAAAGAGUAAAGCUAGCCGCUUGAAUUUUUGCACAAAUACUUCCUAUUAGUGUAGGUCGGUUGGGAUUGUAUAUGGUCUAUAUCGGUCCAUGUUUUGAUAUAGCUGUCAUAUAAACCGAUCUUGGGUCUUGAUUUCUUGAGCCUCUAGAGGACGCAAUUCUCCUCCAAUUUGACUGAAAUUUUGCACGUAGUGUUUUGGUAUCACUUCCAAUAACUGUGCUAAGUAUGGUUCAAAUCGGUUCAUAACCUGACAUAGGUGCCAUAUUAACCGAUCUCGGGUCUUGACUUCUUGAGCUUUUAGUAGGCGCAAUUGGUAUCCGAUUUGGCUGUAAUUUUGCACGUGAUGUUUUGGUAUCACUUCCAACAUUUGCGCAAAAUAUGGCCCAAAUCGGUCUAUAACCUAGUAUAGCUUCCAUAUAAACUGAUCUUGGACCUGGACUUCUUGAGCCGCUAGAGGGUGCAAUUCUCAUCCGAUUUUGCAUGAGGUGUUUUGAUAUGACUUCAAAAAACUGUGAUGAGUUUGGCGCAAAUCGGUACAUAAUCUGAUAUAGCUGCCAUGUAAACCGAUCUGGAAUCUUGACUUCUAGGACCUCUAGAGAGAGCAAUUCUUAUCCGAUUUAGCACAAAUUUUGUACAACGGUUUCUCCCAUGGCCUUUAACAUGCGUGUGAAAUAUGGUCUGAAUCGGUCUAUAGCUUGAUACAGCUCCUAUAUAAACCGAUAUCCCGAUGUUGCUUCUUGAUGAGCCCCUGCAAGGCGCAAUUUUUAUCCGAAUGGACUGAAAUAUAACACAAUGACUUCUACAAUGUUCAGCAUUCAAUUCAUGUGUGGUCCGAAUCGGACUAUAGAUAUAGCUCCAAUAGCAUAACAGUACUUAUUCAUUAUUCUUUGUUUGCCUAAAAAGAGAUACUGCGCAAAGAACUCAACAAAUGCGCUCCAUGGUGGAGGGUAUAUAAGAUUCGGCCUGGCCGAACUUGGCACGCUCUUACUUGUUUUUUUUUUUUUUUUAAAAAAAAACAAAAAGGAAUGGUGUGAAUGGGUUUCGCUUUUUAGUGUGUCACAACCUUUCAUUUCGUUGCUCGACAUGGUAAGGUUGCGUCGACAAGAAGUUGUGGUUUUAAAGCCGCCCAUGCCACUGAUCGGCUUGUCGUGCGCCCUAAGUUUGGCUUUACAUGUAAUGGUUUUACAAACAAAUUGCAUCAAGAAGCAAUCAUCAAAUAACAGCAGCGAAUUUAAGAGUGCAACAUAAAAGAGAAUGGUUUCAUUCCGUUCUCUCGUCUGUAACAUAUCUAUGAGGAUGGAAAGCAACAUAUUUUGUCUUUGGUUUGAGUGUUAUAACUUCAGAGGCAUUUUCGCAUGAAUAUCUUCCUGGGUCAUUUAUUGCUGAAUUUAUCAUUUUUUUUUUGGCGGGAGGCCAGAGGUAUAAUUUGUAUCCCUUGCAAAAUCUUGAAAUUUUUUAAAAUAUUUAAUUAUUUUCCAAAGCGUUAAUAUCUAGGAAAUCAAUUUAAAACUUGCAGAAAGCUUUUGUGUGUAAUUGCCUUGUAUGCAGACUGAGUAGCGGCUGUUAUCGCUUGCUAUCGAUAUCGAUGUAAUUUGCUUAUAAUUAAUAGGCCGGUAAAGAGCUUUGAUCUAUGGACUUUUCGUCUUAUAUAUGAACACGUGAAAGGAGAAUCUGUGAUUUAAUAUCAAUCUUUGUCACUUGCUACAUGUUGUUAAUGAUUUCUCGCAAUUUAUUGUUCUUUUUAAGAGCCUUACUAAAGAUUUAAUACAUAUUUUACAAGACAUUCAAUUAUUCUUGUUAGUCUUUAAAUGAAUUGCUUCUGAUGUACGUGUUACAAGGUAUAUUGUUUUACUUCUUCUACUCUGUAUCUCUCUCUCUCUCUCUCUCUACACAAAAUAAUGAAAAAAUAUGUUUAUAGUUUUCUUGUUAGUUUUUAUCUUUUUUUAAACUAAGUCGCUAAAAGUCCCUCUUUACCGAGUAAAUGUGCGAAAUUCGAAUAACCCUGUUUCUUUAUAACCUUUUUUUUUACAUUUAUAAAAAAUAAUAAAAACAUAUAUUUAAAAAUAUCUAAAUACAAUAUUAAUAAAAAAAAAAUACUUUUUUAUAAGAAUUUUUAAUUUCCUUAAUUUAAGUUUUAUAAAAAAGAGAAAAAAACUAUAUCUACUUUGGAAAAAUAAACAUAAAAAAAUAUGCCAUCUAAAUCUCUUCAAAAAUUAAAAACAAAAUACUUUGUUUAAGCUAAAUUUUAUAUAACGCACAACAUUUCACAUCGUCAUUUUUAGUUUUUUUUUUUUAAUUUUAAACUUUUCUACUUAGUACUACUUUUUAAUAGAUUUUUUUUUUAUUUAUUUUUAAGCACACUUUUCCUUUCAUUCUCAGAUUCCUUCCAUUUAUUUAGGUUUUUUGUACUGUCGUUCUUUUUUGUAAAUCACAUUCUAAUCGGGGUUGUGUAGAUAAAUGUCACAUUUGUAUAAUAUAUAUAUUUUUUUAUUUAAUUGUUUUUGUCUUCGUUUUCGUCAUUGUCGAAUUUUAAUCGUUUUAAAGGUGCUUAUAUAGGAAUGAUGUGUUCACAAGCCACAACAGCCUAUGCAUACAGGGACCGAAUUACGGCAUAUGUGAUCGAGUGUGCUUUCGUAUCGAAUGAAACUUCAUCUAGUAGUUAAUGGAUGCUAUAUCACUUUUAUAGACAUUUUGAUGUCAAAUUUUCUAUGAAUUAUGAUCGAUUUAAAAAUUUGCAAUCUUAAAGUUCAAAAAUCUUCGUUCAAUAAAGAAAUGCAUAAUUCACAAUAGAGAGAUUCGAACGAUUUUACUCGUUCAGGUAUGCGGUAAUUCGGCCCCAGGAUUGUAUACCCACUUAUGGCUCUUAUGGCUUGUGAACACACUAUUGUAAAAUGUAUUUCGUUUGUGCAUUAUUCCUUGUUUUUUUUUUACUUUUUUUUAAUUCAUCUUAAACAAUACAAAAAAAAAAAAAUGCAUAUAAACAAUACCACGAGAAUAUUUAAAUUGAUAACGAAUAUAAAAGAAAUCAUCACAAUGGCUUUGUGGUUAUGUGAAAUAACAUACAUACUCUUAAUGAUAUGUAUGAAAACAACAUAACAUAAUAAUAAAAACAAUUAAACAUCUACAAUUUGAUAUUAAUUAUUUAGUAUUUAUAAUUGUAAUAAUUAUACUUAUACAAUUUUAUAAAAAUAUUUAAAUCGGUUGUUUUAUUUGAAUGAAUAGAAAAUAAACUAAAAACUAAGGGACACUUGGGUAAGGUUAAUACGAAUAAAAAUCUAAACAAUAAAACAUUCCUAUGCAAAUAAUA